GGGUUCGAGUCGAUCGGGUCAGUUUGGUGGAUUUUAACCUGGGCUCUCGGCUCUCGGCUCUCGCUGCUCUUGUUUUAUUCUUUAUAGUUGUUGUAGAAAUAUGAGCGAGGAACCAUGAGGCGCCUGCUGCUGCUCGCCCUGGGGCUGCUGCUCCUUCAUCACAGCUGCUGCUUUGAGUUUGUGAUAAACGGAGACUGGGAGGACGAGGAGCCUGGAGUCAACCGUCAUCAGAGGCAGAAGAGAGCCGCGCUGACCAGCGAGGAAGACCAGCCCUUUGAGGCCGUCCGGGGCGAUGACAUCACGGUGAACAGUUACCUGGUGGAGAGCCGCAUCACGUCGCGCUUCGCCCACACCUCGGUCCGCAGCUCGGUGCUGAACUCCGGCUCCAGAGCGCAGAGCAUCGGCUUCAACGUCCAGAUCCCCAAACGGGCGUUCAUCUCCAACUUCACCAUGAACGUGAACGGCAUCACGUUCGUGGGCUCGGUGAAGGAGAAGGCGCUGGCCCGCCGGCUGUACGCCCAGGCCAGCUCCAGGAACAAGGCGGCGGGGAUCGUGAGGACCAACGCCCAGGACCUGGAGACCUUCACCACGGAGGUCCACGUCCCGCCGGGCAGCAGCGUCUCCUUCGAGCUGCACUACCAGGAGAUGAUGGAGCGCCGGCUGGGCAUGUACCAGCACAACCUGUUCCUGCAGCCCGGACGGCCGGUUCCGCAUUUCCAGGUGGACGUCUACCUCUACGAGCCGAAGGAAAUUUCAAAGCUGGAAACGCCAAACACUCUGGGAGAGCGGUUUGCAAAUCUGAUCCAAGUCUCAGCCACCAAAGACAAGGCUCACAUCGUCUUCAAGCCAAAUUUGCAACAGCAGAGAAAAUGUGAGAAUUGCUCCGGCAGCGCCAUCGACGGCAUCUUCUCUGUCCAGUACGAUGUGACCAGAGACAGCAACGCCGGGGAGCUGCAGGUGUCAGAUCUUUAUUUUGUUCAUUUCUUCGCUCCUUCAAACCUCUCUCCUCUUCCUAAAAACAUCGUGUUCGUCAUCGACGUCAGCGGCUCCAUGUGGGGGGUCAAGAUGAAGCAAACGGUGGAAGCCAUGAAGGCGAUUCUGGACGACCUGAAGAUGGAAGAUCGCUUCAGUAUCAUCGACUUCAACCACAACGUGCGCUGCUGGAGCGAGGAGCUGCUUCCCGCCUCUCCUCUGCAGGUGGCUGACGCCAAGCGAUACGUCCAGAACAUCAAACCCACCGGAGGCACCAACAUCAACGAGGCGCUGAUCCGAGCCGCUCAGAUGCUGGUCAGGGCGAACAGCCAGGGCUUCGUCGACCCGCGCUCCGUCUCCAUGAUCAUCCUGGUGUCUGACGGAGACCCCACCGUAGGAGAGAUCAAGCUCAGUAAGAUCCAGAAGAACGUGAAGCGAGUGAUGACGGAGGAGCUCUCUCUCUUCUCGCUGGGCAUCGGCUUCGACGUCGACUACGACUUCCUGGAGCGCAUCGCCAUGGAGAACAGGGGCGUGGCCCAGAGGAUCUACGCCAACCACGACGCAGCUGAGCAGAUCCGGGCCUUUUACAGCCAGGUGUCGUCCCCCCUGCUGAAGAAGGUCACCGUCCAUUUCCCAGAGGGCGCGGUGACCGACGUCACCCAGAACCACUUUGAUAAGUUCUUCGGCGGCUCGGAGCUGGUGGUGGCCGGGAAGGUGCAGCUGUCAGACAGCAACACGCUGACCAGCUUCACCUCUGCUUCAGCUGCCAGCCUGCAGCUCAGCCUGGAGACUGAGACUGACAUCACAGAGCUGGACCUGGAGCUGGCCAAGCAGCAGCACUCCUUCACUGGCUUCGCCAGGCAGAUGUGGGCUUACCUCACCAUCAAACAGCUGAUCAGGGAGCGGUCUCUGGUUACAACAGUUGGAAAAAAGAGAAAAAUCACCAAACAGAUCACAGAGCUGGCCCUGCAGCACAGCUUUGUGACGCCGCUGACCGCCCUGCUGGUGGAGAGCGAGGACGCCACCGAGAGGCUGCUGGCCGACUCGGCCCGGGACCCGAGGCAGGGCUGCUGCUCAGGCGUCCAGACUCUCUCUGGUCCGCCGUCCGUCAGCGUGGUCUACGCCACUCCGCCCCCCUGGAUCCAAGUCCCCAUCACGACCCCUUCCAGUCAGGUCCUGAGUGGCCCCGUGGACACGAUUCUGCCUGCAACGGUUAACUUGGUGGACGGAGACCCUCACUUCAUCAUCCGCCUGCCUGGAAGCAACAUGGACGUCUGCUUCAACAUCGAUUCCGAACCGGGCCACAUCCUCAGCCUGGUGUCCGACAUGGGAACAGGUGUGGUGGUGAACGGCCAGCUGAUCAGCUCCAAGCAGCCUCACAAAAACAGACGCAGCUCCUACUUUGGCAUCGUCUCCGUCUACCACCAGCCUGCCGGGGUCAGCGUGAAGGUCGCCACCGACCGGAUCUCCAUGGCUGACGGCGGCGGCGGCGGCGACCACUCGUUCACCUGGGGCGCCACGGCUGACGUCGUCCAGGACAGCGUCAGGAUCUCCAUUGUGAAGAACUCCCACGUCACCGUCACCAUUGACAACAGCAUCCGGGUGACGGUGCUGCUCCACCGGGUCUGGAGGAAACAUCCAGUCAACGUGGACUUCCUGGGCCUCUACAUUCCCAGUGAUAACCAGUACUCUCCACUGGUCCAUGGACUCAUAGGGCAGUUUUCCCGAGAGCCUGAGGUGAGCGUGUACGACGUCCAUGAAGGACCCGACCCGCUGAAGAAGGAGGCCACCAUGAAGGUCAAAGGUCACACGCUGCGGGUCACCAGAGGCUGGCAGAAGGACUUCAGACAGGACAGGAAACGCGGUUCCAACGUUUCCUGCUGGUUCGUUCACAACAGCGGCAAAGGAUUCAUCGACGGUCGCUAUGACGACUACAUAAUGCCGGAUCUGAUCAGCUUCCUCCCGACGGUGUGAUCAGUUUCUCAUUUUAAUCAUUUUCCACAGAACACACAGAGAAACUUAUCGGCUUUAUUAGAACAAAAUGUACAUUUUUAACCAUUAAUGUUGAAAAAUUAAAAUAAUUCCACCAAG
Molecule: messenger RNA, 3063 nt
Organism: Poeciliopsis prolifica (blackstripe livebearer)
Lineage: Eukaryota; Metazoa; Chordata; Actinopteri; Cyprinodontiformes; Poeciliidae
Gene: itih2
Product: inter-alpha-trypsin inhibitor heavy chain 2
Exons: 20
Coding region: 115-2946 (943 amino acids)
Biological process (GO): hyaluronan metabolic process
Molecular function (GO): serine-type endopeptidase inhibitor activity
Source: RefSeq, a predicted model, not a curated record